Molecule: messenger RNA, 898 nt
Organism: Amblyraja radiata (thorny skate)
Lineage: Eukaryota; Metazoa; Chordata; Chondrichthyes; Rajiformes; Rajidae
Product: sialic acid-binding Ig-like lectin 6
Exons: 5
Coding region: 30-833 (267 amino acids)
Biological process (GO): cell adhesion
Cellular component (GO): plasma membrane
Molecular function (GO): sialic acid binding
Source: RefSeq, a predicted model, not a curated record
AGGAUUUGUUUCUCUGUGUGUUAGAUUUCAUGGAUAAACCCAUGAUAUUCGCUGCUGAAUUGGUGGCAGGAAAGCCUGUGAACAUGACCUGCUCCUUCAGCACCACGUGUGAUGGAACGGCCCCCACCUUAACCUGGGUCACCCCCGCUGAUGAACCACCGUCAGCCUCACCCAGCGUAACUCAGCAGGGUGACACUCUGACAUAUACUUCUGUUCUGUCCCUGACCCCAGCGCUCAAACAUCACGGGCAAAACCUCACCUGCAGAGUCACAUACCCAACUGUGUCAUCGGAGCAGACCCUCACACUGACUGUGGAAUAUGCGCCAGAGAUUUCCCGGGAUUCGGGAUGCACUCACACACCUGAGAAUGUCACCUGUGUGUGUGCGGCCAGGUGCAACCCACCCGGAGAGCUCACCUGGCGCCUCCCCCUCGCCAACCUCAGCGGAAAUCAAACCCACGGACGUCUCCACAUCUGGCAGGUGGCAAGCGGGCAUCUGGUGAAUGGCUCCCUCACUCUGAGAGGGGGUGCGGGAGGGGAGUACGUGACGGCCAUGUGCUCAGUCCGAAACCGGCACGGUGAAGCCAUGCUCACGCUGUAUCUGUCGACGGAAGAUAAAAGCUUCAGUAUUUGGAAGGCAGUUUUGCUUACAACAGGGAUAAUACUGAUGGCUGUGCUAGCUGGAUUCAUCAUCUACAAGUAUAUACUGCGGAGGGAAGAUGCUUCAGGAAACCAAGACACCAAUGUGAUCUACUGCCCACACUCUGCCACCAAUCAGAGCGCGGGGAGUGGAGAGAACGGGCCGGCCCCAGUGGAGCAGAAAGGAGGAGGGUAAUCGGGAGAGGGGGAAGAGCAAGCGGCCGUGUACGCCAACCUGCGGGAGGUGCUGAGCAGCGGAGA